Messenger RNA from Argiope bruennichi, 5688 nucleotides. RefSeq names its product polyamine-transporting ATPase 13A3-like. Bases 542 to 4165 code for a protein of 1207 amino acids. Lineage: Eukaryota; Metazoa; Arthropoda; Arachnida; Araneae; Araneidae. The record is from RefSeq and is a predicted model, not a curated record. Gene Ontology annotation, molecular function: ATP binding; P-type transmembrane transporter activity; polyamine transmembrane transporter activity. Gene Ontology annotation, biological process: polyamine transmembrane transport; intracellular calcium ion homeostasis. Gene Ontology annotation, cellular component: membrane. The transcript is spliced from 32 exons.
CUUUUUCUUUCCUAAUCAGAAAGAAGGAACAUCUACCAAGAGCAUUCUCAGGCAUUUACUUCUACGGCUCACUCCUCUGAUAAAGACGGGGUGAGAGUGCUUCAGUUUCAUUUAUCUUCAUUGACGGAAAGGUCAAGAAAAUUUGGACGGUUCACUCGAAAAAUGGGAUCUUAAUCGGUUCUGCUUGUUGCACGUCAGAUUGCGAGUCGAAAGUAACAAAUAAGUUGAAUCGGUAACUCUUAACGUCUUGGACUACAGAAGAAAGUGUAACUGGAGCUCUGAGGGUCUCUGGGCAAAAUUUCUGACAAAAAUUUCUCAUGCAUCUCAAAUAACUCCUCGUGAAUGUGUAUUAUCAAUAUAAAACUCUUGGUUAUAUUUUGAGAAGAUAUAUCAGGGUUCAUCCUGUACAUGGUGUGAGUGCAAGCUUCCUGCUGCGUUUCACUGCCACUGACUGAAGGAUGUAGCUGACAGGCGAGCCACCGCUAAGAAGUGUCCACUGUGUGUGUUUUUUUUUGUUGUUGCCACUCAGAGCAGUUAAGGUAUGGGAAACGGAGAUGAAGAACAGAAGAUCAAUGUUGGAAACGACGAUGAGAUGACGAUAGUGGGAUUCCGGCGGUCGUACCCCAAGACUAUCCUCACAUGGUUUGGAGUCUUGCUGACCGCCGGCUUUCUUCUCGUUCCUAUGUCUUGGAAGAAGACAAUCCUCAUGAAACUCACACACAACAGAUGUCCCAUAGAAGAUGCAGAGAAAGUUCUACUCAUAGACAUGUACGACCAACAAUUCGUCGAAAUUAUAGUGAGGCCGUCUAGCAAAACACUUCCCUCCAAACAGCAUACGUACUUUUAUAACAAAAAGAUCAAAUACAUAUGGGAUCCUCAACAAUCCAAGUUUAUCAAAGUAGAGGGACUAGAAAUCAGAAAUUGUUCCAACUUUCACAGUCUCUUCGAUGGGCUGAGCACGACGGAGGCUGUCUUUAGGUUGCAACACUACGGAAAAAAUUCAAUUUUUAUUGAAGUUCAACCUAUUUGUAAAUUGGUGCUUAACGAGAUCAAAAGUCCAUUCUACAUCUACCAGAUGUUCAUUGUAGUUGUAUGGAUGGUACAAAUAUACUAUCAGUUUGCCUUGUGCAUUGUUGCCUUGUCUAUGAUGUCCAUUACAGCGACUGUCUGGGAGACCCGAAAGCAAAGUAAAGCUUUAAGAGACGCUGUGCACACGGAAGCUAUAGUGACUGUUUUACGGGAUGGAAAAGAGGUUCAAAAGCCAUCGGAAGAUCUUGUGCCAGGUGAUGUGAUAAUGCUUCCACAGUCACAGUUCAUCAUGGUGUGCGAUGCGGUCCUUUUGUCUGGAAAUUGCGUUGUCAACGAAAGCAUGCUUACAGGUGAGAGCACUCCUAUCACCAAGGUUCCAGUACCAAAUGACGCAAACACAAGAUUCAAUCCCAACACUAACAAGAGGAACGUGCUUUUUUGCGGUACUCAAGUGAUGAACAGCAGAAGCAUUGAUGGGACGCCUGUCAAAGCCGUAGUCUAUAGAACAGGAUUCUCGACUUCAAAAGGAGAACUUGUGAGGGCUAUUCUUUUUCCGAAACCAAUUAAUUUCAAGCUUUAUUCCGAGCUCUUCAAGUGCAUGGUUUUAUUCUUUGUCAUUGGAAUUCCUCCACUUAUUUAUACCACAAUCAUAUGGAUUCAAUUAAAAGCAUACACAGUGGACGUUAUCAUCAUAGUAGUGGACGUUCUUACUUUCUUGGUACCACCCGUCCUACCAGCUGUUCUGACCAGCAUCAACGCGCAUGCUCAACGCAGGCUCAGGAAGCAUGGAAUAUAUUGUCUCAAUUCCAGAUAUAUUAAUUUCUGUGGUGGAUUAGACGUAGUGUGCUUCGACAAGACAGGAACACUCACUGAAGAAGGCUUGGAUAUCUCAGGUGUCGUGCCUAUCGAUGACGGAAGAUUUGAACGAGCAGUGAAGCACCUCAACCAUUUACCGAACAGCCCACUCAUGAAAGCAAUGGCCACUUGCCAUUCCUUGACAAAAGUCGAGGGUAAACUACUAGGACACACUUUAGAUGUAAAGAUAUUUGAAGCAAUUGGAUGGGAUCUUGAAGAACCGUCUUUCGGUGAUCGAGUGCCUUUUGAGAAAGUGCCUCCUCGAAUUGUAUAUCCAAGGAGCUCAGAAUUUUCUAAUCAGCCAGCUUCUGCAAUCGCCGUAGUGAGGCAGUUUCCGUUCGAGUCUCUUCUCAGACGUAUGAGUGUGGUGGCCAAAUCACAAGAUAGCAAUCAUUUCGAAGUGUUCCUCAAAGGAGCUCCUGAACUCGUCUGUUCUCUCAGCAAAAAUGAUACAGUCCCUGAAAAUUUCAAGGAAGUUCUCGAAUUCUACACUAGGCAAGGUUUCCGUGUGAUUGGUGUCGGAUCUAGGCAUCUGGAUCCCCAAAUCACAUGGGAUGAAGUACUAAAAAUGCCCAGAGAAGAAUUGGAACGCGAUUUGGAGUUUCAAGGUCUGGUGGUCUUGCAAAAUCGUUUGAAGCCAGAGACUAUUCCCACUCUCAAAGUACUAAGAGACGCUGAUAUAAGAACUGUCAUGGUAACAGGUGACAAUCUUCUGACGGCCAUCACUGUAGCCCGCGAGUGUGGCAUGGUGGAUGAGUUAGAUUCGGUCAUCUCUGUUGAAGCUCGACUUAUUGCUGCAGAUCCUACUGUUCCCGGAUCAAAACUUAGACUCCAGGUGCACUAUGAUUACGCCAAACUGCCUGGAUUCAGCGAAAAGCUCAACAUUGGUCAAAACGGUAUGGUCGACGAUAUCUGUGUGACUGUCGGAGAUGGUAGAUACCAUAUAGCAAUGGAAGGAACAACUUUUAAUCUCAUACGUUUACAUGACUCACAGCUGUUGAGAAAAGUCGUAUUAAAGGGCACAAUUUUUGCUCGAAUGUUACCUGAACAUAAACUUUAUCUUAUAGAAACUCUUCAAAACCUUGGGUAUCAAGUGGGUAUGUGCGGAGAUGGGGCUAACGAUUGCGGGGCUCUGAAGACAGCCCACGCUGGCGUAUCUUUAUCGGUUGCAGAAGCUUCUGUUGCCUCUCCUUUCACAUCGACGCAGCAGAACAUUCAGUGCAUUCCUGAAGUUAUCAAAGAAGGACGAGCAACACUGGCAGCUACGUUUGGAGCUUUCCGAUACAUGGUGUGCUAUUGUUUCGUUUUGCUCUCCGCUGUGCUUAUGUUAUUCUGGGACGGUCAGAAGCCUUCAGAUGGUGGUUACGUGGUGAUCGACAUAGUAUUGAAUCUUUUACCUCCCAUAAUUUUUGGUAGCACCCAUGCUUAUCCAGGUUUAGUGAAAAGGCCACCUACUAGAAGUAUCAUCAGCUUUUUACCUCAAUUCUCCAUGUUCUCUUUCAUGUUCAUUCAGAUCGGGGUGUAUGUUUUGGCUUACGAAUAUUGUCUCAUGCAACCUUGGUAUGAGCCGUUCAUUUAUGAUAAGGACAAGACCCAUUACCCGGCAGCCUCUCAUUCCGGCACGGCCAUCAUUAGUGUUAACAUGAUGUCGUAUGUGAUUGCUGCCACCAUUUUUGCACCAGGACCACCUUAUAGGAAGAGCUUCUUCUCGAAUAAACUUUAUUGUACUGUGAUCGUGCUGGAAUUCCUACUCGUAUCAUACCUGACAAUAUAUCCUGCUGAUGCCAUAGCCGGUUUCAUCAAUUUCAAAAGAGCACCCUUCAUUGAGUAUCACAUGAUCCUUUAUGCUUUAUCGUUGGCCAAUUUUAUUAUCUGUUUCCUAUGGGAGGUUUACUUCAUUCAAGGAUUUUUGUUUGAAUAUGUCGUUCCUGCGCUACGCCGUUUGAAAGGACCGAUACACAAGUACGAAAAACUGGAACUUGAAUUAGCUUCCAGUGUCAAAUGGCCUCCUGUUGGUAGAUACGAAAUCACUAAUGUGAGAGAUGAUUUCAAUGACGAAGAUGCCGAUAUUGCCGUCUCCAGUCGUCGCUCUAGUCGUCGACAAGAAUGGAUGAGACGCAGCAGCGAGCUCAGGCACUCAAUGCUGGUCGGCCUGAAACUAGCUAAGGCAGAUUCACUGGAAGAAGAGCCUGAAGAGACAGUUUCUUUUGUCACUUUCAGAGAAGGCAGAUCUAGGGUGAGGACGGGGACAUCUAUCAAUAGUGACCAGAAUUUUGUUUAGUACGAAAUCAUUAGUGGAUUUUCUCAUAUUUCAAGGGUUACAGGUGAAUCGCAGACGCUAAGAACUGUUAACAUAAAGUUUAGGCGUAAACAUAAGAAAUGCUGUUCAUAGUACUUUGAAACCAUCCAUUGGGACUCUUAUUUAAUGGAUACAGAUGACAGAAUCUGAGAGACUUUAUAUAAAUAUAUAUCAAUGGUAUGGUUUGAAGUGGUGACAAUGGAUUAAUAAUUUAGAAAAGAUAUUUGUUACAAUCAUUCGGAUAUGAUAUGAAUCAAAUGUCACCUGUUUGCAUGAACAAAUCAGCUUUCAUUUUGAACCUAUUAAUAAUUUUAUUCUUAAUGCAUUCCUACUUUUAUCUGCAUAUUGAAUCAGUACAUAGGAUGAACAAUUUUUUUGAUGAAUUAAAUGGCAUUUGCUUUUUUGUCACUAUUCACAGGAAAAUUAUAGAUUGGAUCAUUUAACUCAAAUAAAUUAUUAAUUUAAGCCACAUUAUAUUAGACUGUAUCAUAUUUCAUUUAAAUAAUUAAAAGCAAAAUUGAUAACAAAUAACUUUAUGAGAAUUUCAUAUUUGAAAUAACACUGUAAUAAUUAAUAUUUAUCAAAACUUUCUGGAAUAUUAAUUUUUUAUUUCAAAAAUAUUUAAUAAAUAUCUAAGCAUAAAUUUUUUACAGAAAAAAGCAUACAAACAAGGAUGUGUAUUUAUUGAAACUUCUUUUUGUUAUUUGAUUCUUAUAUCGAUUUUUUUUCCUUUUUUCAAUAAUACAAUAUUUUUUGCUGAAUUUCUAAUUAAAUUUUUAUGUAGUUGUCAAAACACCUUUCUUUGCGUUUAAGAAUUAGAAUUUUGAAGGACAAACCUGUCUAAUAGCGUAAUGUACUUCCACGUAAUAGUACCAACAUGAAUAUGAAUGAUCAGGUGUCCAGUAAAAGCAAAUCCUUACCGUAUAAAAUUCAUUGUAAGUAAAUGAAUUAUUUACAAGUCGUAGAAAAAUAUAGGGUUUUGAUGGUUCAAAUGAAUAUAAUCUGGACGUUACUAAGCUUGUCCAAAAAUAUACACAUUUAUUUCAAUCUGACAUGUGCACUGGGAGGUGUAACUAUUAGAACUGAAGCACUCGUGAUGAAAGCAUUUACUAUUUAUUCAUUUGUUUGUGGAACAUUUACAGUAAUAUGGAGUAAAGUAAUUUUUUUCCAUCGACAUGUGUUAGAUAAUCGUCAAGGAGAGCAAAUUACAGCUCUGGAUACUCAUAAUGCCUAUUCACAUUUUGUUUUAUUGCAACUUUAAAAAUAUUUGUUUUAUAAGCGAGAAGGAACAAAGUAAUAUUUGAAUGAAAAUGUAAAGUCAUGAGACUUUGAAAAUAAAGUCGUAUUAUCUAGAAUGACUUCUGAUUUUAUAAAUCAUGUUUUAAAUUAGAAAUCUGCAAAAUAAAAAUAAUUAAAAAAAUAAAUUAAAAUAAAUUACAGAGAAAGAAACCAUGUCUUUUAUAUUUGUUUUUUAUCCAAACUUGAAACAAAAGUUGUUGAAAUCU